Cornus florida is the source of this 2891-nucleotide messenger RNA. RefSeq names its product probable protein S-acyltransferase 7. The record is from RefSeq and is a predicted model, not a curated record. Gene Ontology annotation, biological process: protein targeting to membrane; peptidyl-L-cysteine S-palmitoylation. The coding region runs from base 768 to 2027 and encodes 419 amino acids. NCBI's taxonomy places the organism in Eukaryota, Viridiplantae, Streptophyta, Magnoliopsida, Cornales, Cornaceae. The transcript is spliced from 6 exons. Gene Ontology annotation, cellular component: endoplasmic reticulum; Golgi apparatus. Gene Ontology annotation, molecular function: protein-cysteine S-palmitoyltransferase activity.
AUAAAAUUGUUGCCGGUAAAAAAUGUGUUGGGCUUUUGUUGAUGCAUUGUAGAAAAACUCUACAUAGUUACAUAGCUAGAGUACAUUUACACGAACAAUUUGUCAUAAUUAUAUUAUAGUUUUUCAAAUUACACUGAGCUUCCAAAAACCUUUAUUAAGAAAAAAAAAAAAAUUCUGAUCAGGUGUGCGACACAUACACACACAUAUACAUACUAUAUUACAUUAUUUACACAUAGUAUGUGUAAUAAAAUAAAAACGUGAAUCCUACUGGGGCGGCGAAAAAUAGGGGAACAAGAGUGGGGGACGAUGGGAAUCUUCGCUGUAAUGAUGAGGAGGCCUCGCUUUACCAGUCUGACUACGCGGGGCUUGGAGAACCAAACUCCGAUCCAUCAUAACCAAAAGCACAAAGACUCAUUGCAGCUGCAGCAGAAAUUGAGAGAGAGAAGAGAGACACACAGAGACAUCAUCACCAUCGUCGUCUCUCUCUCUCCCUCCACCCACGCACCCACCCACCUUCCCACCCUAAUAACCUAUAUAUUCUGCAACAUUAUAUAUAUUAUUAGGUUUUUAACCAUCUUUUCUGCUGCUGCUCAAAAUCCCUCGGUUUCGGUUCUCUUCCCCAAUUAUUCCAUCUUUUCAUCACCACAGCUUUGGGAUUGAAUGAAUCAGGUUGAAUGAUUUUUGUUUAUUUGGUUGGAGAGAGAAAGAGUGUGAGACAGAGAUCGUAGGUAGGGCCAUUAGAUCUGCUGAGUUCAUUUGAGAGGAACAUGUACACAAAUUCCAUUCCCCAUAACCUCUCCGAAUCCAACAGGCGAAUGGUCGAUAUCAAUGGCUCAUCUCUCAGACUUUAUCAAGUUUGGAAAGGAAACAAUAUAUUCUUCCUUGGAGGCAGGCUUAUAUUUGGUCCAGAUACCCGGUCCCUAUUCCUUACAAUGUUCCUAAUUCUGACGCCAGUAAUCUUGUUCUGUGCAUUUGUUUCUGAAAGGCUUGUUAACGUAUUCCCGCAUCAUCUAGGCCGUCUUGUUAUGGCUAUAUGUGUCGUCUUCACAGCAUUUACAAUUUUUCUUCUCCUACUCACAUCCGGAAGAGAUCCUGGCAUUGUUCCUCGAAAUCUACACCCUCCGGAACCAGAUGAUGAAGGUGAUACCUCUAGUAUGUCCACAGACUGGGCAGGAAGUCAGAGUGCUGCUCCAAGUUUACCACCUACAAAGGAUGUUGUUGUUAAUGGCAUGAUGGUUAGGAUAAAAUAUUGCCGAACAUGCAUGCUAUAUCGCCCACCACGAUGUUCACAUUGCUCAAUAUGUAAUAAUUGUAUUGAGCGCUUUGAUCACCAUUGCCCAUGGGUAGGGCAAUGUAUUGGGAAGAGGAAUUACCGAUCCUUUUUCAUGUUCGUGUCCUCAACAACUGUCCUGUGCCUAUAUGUUUUUUCAUUCUGCUGCAUAAACAUCAAGAAAUUGAUGGAAGAAUACAAUUGUGAUAUUUGGAAGGCUGUCAUGGAGUCCCCUGUUUCAGGAGUGCUUAUAUUAUAUACAUUUGUGGCUUCUUGGUUUGUUGGAGGUCUCACUACAUUUCAUCUCUACUUAAUUUCCACUAACCAGACAACGUAUGAGAAUUUCCGAUAUCGAUAUGAUGGGAAGAUGAAUCCUUAUAACCUGGGAUGUGGGCGCAAUAUCCGGGAGAUUUUUCUCUCCAAAACACCCAGUUCCAAGAACAACUUCCGGGCUAAGGUGAAGAGUGACUCAUCUUCUAUCUUCAGCACUUCAAUGUCUUUGGCUCCACCUAUAAGCCCAGAGAUGCCCAAGACGAGUUUUGAUAUAGAGAUGGGGAAACGACGAGCUGUUGAUGCAGAGGAGUUUGAAGACAUACAGAGCCAGAUCGAGAGUAUUGGUGGAUUAGAGAGAUGUGGGACCCUGCCAACACACACCAGCUUGAAUCACAAAGGCAGCUGGGAAAUCACACCUGACAUACAUAUGCUGGCUGCCGAGUUUGGAAUGGAACAUGGUGUAAGUGAGAGAGAAGAUUCAUGAAGGUGGUCAUUGUAUUCUGUAUAUAGAAACUCCGGGAUGGCGGGGAAAAGGGUUAUUAUCUUUUGAUCCUGCCUACAAAAUGAGUCACUAACCCAGCUCACGAAAUUGUUUGUUGACAUUGCUCGGAACUGGGCAUAGAUUCUCUCUUGGGAAGAUCUGUUUGUGCUCUAUUUUUGCUCGAGAGAAAGGAAUGGGUUGAUUUCGUCCUGACACGAAAAGGUACAUGUAAGAUGAACUGCUUGUGUCGUUAUUCCGGGGCAAAUGUUGUGGAAGUGUUUUUGUUUUGCUGGGGAUCUGGGCCUUGGUUGAUAAUUCUCGAUUUGUUGGUUACUGCUUGGAGCCUGCAGGAAAAAGGAAAACUGGGAGCCCUGAGUUCUAAUUGAAUCAUUGGUAGUAGAGGAGUUAGAUUAGUAUGGGUUGUGGGAUUUUAGUGCCUUAUGUAUCGAGGACCUGAUUGAUGCUGUUAGAAAAUUGUUAAUAAAAUCUGAGGAAAUUGAACUUUUUUUUGGUGAAAGAGGUUGAUGAACAUUGUUUUUUUCUUUCUUCCGACCAUUGUUGUGAUUGUUUGGAAAUCAUUCAAAGGCAAGAAGGCUGCGGAAGUGCUGUUGAUGCUUCUUGGGGGUAGCUGGUAUCCUAAAUCAGAGAUGGCAAGAAAAUGGAUUUGUUUUUAUAAUUAUGAAAUUACCUUUGUGUAAAUGAUUCUCUUUGUAAUACUCUUUCUUUUGGAGGUGCAUGUGGUCAGAUUUUUAGAUCUGAGGGGGCUAUUUUGGCAGUUGGUUGUAAAGAGAACUGACUUCUUGUCUGCAUGAUGACCCAUUAUAAGAUGAAUCAAAAAACUCUCACCUAAGGUGUUGCAAGAGAAAA